UUUACUUAUGAGCGGAUAUGUAUGCCUUUUUGGAUACGUAAUUUCCGCUAUUGCCGUCAUUUGUCUUUUCCUUCUAGUUGCCACAGGACAAUAACCGACACGUUGAGAUGUGUUUCGUCUAAAAUUUUUCUUUCUCCCGUUCCGUUGUAUAUACUAUUAAGAACUUAUACUCAUUUCAACCUCUUAAAGAAGAUAAUCUGGCAGCCUAAUCAGCACUCAGUAAAACUGCUGAUUUUUGCUAAAAAGGAAGAAGUCUUUUCCUUCUUCUUCGCUGACGACGUACGUGUAACGUGUGACGUGAAUUCUUUGCUACGUUUGUGAUACGCGAUUGUGAUUAUAAUCGCAGUAUUGCCAUGUAAAAAGCAUAAUAUAAAUUUAUUUUUGCAAACAAUCUACAUAGGAAAGACACACAUACACAACUGGAAUAUUGCGUAUAGCAAGCAUUCGCACAAAUGUUCAUGAUCUAAUAGUUUCUGUGAAGUAAGAAAAUUGUGUACAUAUAUAGGUGGGAUAUAUGCAAUAUAUGUAUAUUUAAAACGAGGAAAUAUAAAAACAAGGUGAUAUAAACUGCGGACUCAACAAAUCACAACAAAAAAAAUGACUGAUAAAUUUUAUGCAAUCGUGGAAUUCGAAGAUGGACUACAAGUUAUACCAAAUAAUUGGUUAAGUGGAGACUUAAAGAAAGCUUUUUGGCCAAAUUUUACAAACAACAAGCGGUAUGAUAAAGCAGUUAAAUUGAGGGAGGAGCCAGAAUAUACUUGGUUGGAGCAUCCUAUUCGAAAAAUAUAUGGAACAUUUCAAAACUAUGGAGUGGCAAGGAAAAAGUUAAAAGAUGCCGAAGAAUUAUCCGACAUUAACUCUGGCCCUGAUAUAGAAGAAAAUUUAAAAAGGUCGAGAAUUAGAGCCGCUAAAACUGUUGACGAAACAAGUAACGAUACUGAUGAAUCAUUAGACGAAAUGAUACAAGUCUCAGAAAUUCCAAAAUUUCCAAACAGGCAUUCGAUGACUGCAGAAACCAGUAAAACAUCAAAAAUUACAGAAAAUGCAUCAAAAAAUGUUAAUAAUUUGGAAAGCAAAUAUACAGCAACACAAAGAAGCAACAUAAAGAAAUUUGCAAACAUAAACACAAAAGAAAAAGGAAUAGAUGAUUCAUCUUUACAUUGCAAUAAAAAUUUGAUUGAUGCACCGGUAGAACAAUCGUUUGAUGAAACCGACGAUGAAGUUAAUGUACAAUUUCCAAUUCAACUAGAAAAUAAAACAUCGUCAAAUUUAUCAAUUCAUAAGCAAGCUCUGCAUUGCAAUGGAAAUGUGCUUGAUGCAUCCGCGGAACAAUUGUUUGAUGAAGUCGAUGAAGUUAAUGCAAACAUGCCAAUUCAAUUGAAAAACAAGGCAUCAUCAUCAAAUUCAUUGAUUAAUAAGCAAGAAUCUGACCCGUACGAACAAUUUGUCAUCCAUAAACUUAUAAGUUUAGAAUUAAAACUAAACUCUAUAGAAAGAUGUCAAAAACUUAUUCUAAAGAAAAUUUCAAUCGACACUUUUGAAGCCAAAGAAAAAGAAACAAUAGAUAUAUAUCAAGAUCUACCGUUAAAAACUGAAACUGAUUUACAAUCAAUGGAACACAAAUUAAAUAAUGAUUCAUUAUAUCGAAAUGAAAUGGUUAAACAAUUAGUCCAUGUUACAUGCCAGGAUCUGAGGACUUCUUGUAUACGUCUUAUGAAAAAAAUUUUUGCAAAUGAACUGGCCGUGAAUUAUAGUUGGUACGGAGCACAAAAGAAAGAAAAUUUUUCCAAAUUGCACAUAUGCAAAGUUAUUAUAAGUGCAGUAAGAAAAUUGCACAUUGAUGCUACAGAUGAACAUAUUUCAGCUCCAAUAAAAAUAUAGUUGGCUCAUGCCAAAGAGCGUAUGCAGAGACAAACAUUGAAUAGUGAAAAGGAUUAAACUAGUACUUUGUUGAGUUUUUCUUCUUUUCUUGAAUCUUUAUAAUUUAUAAUUUGUUUUGAGUUAUUGUUGAUAACGGUUAUAAUGAUGAUUAUCCGUCCUUUUUAUUUUAAGUAGUUAUUCUUUUAGAUUUAUUCAUUUUUCAAAUUUAAGU
Molecule: messenger RNA, 2092 nt
Organism: Nylanderia fulva
Lineage: Eukaryota; Metazoa; Arthropoda; Insecta; Hymenoptera; Formicidae
Source: RefSeq, a predicted model, not a curated record